Messenger RNA from Aspergillus pseudotamarii, 1744 nucleotides. Its product is annotated as EXS domain-containing protein. Bases 183 to 1388 code for a protein of 401 amino acids. NCBI's taxonomy places the organism in Eukaryota, Fungi, Ascomycota, Eurotiomycetes, Eurotiales, Aspergillaceae. Gene Ontology annotation, cellular component: cytoplasm; membrane. The record is from RefSeq and is a predicted model, not a curated record. The transcript is spliced from 5 exons.
GUAAAUUUUGGUUUUCAAACUCACCCCUAGUCAUUCUUUAUUUGGUUCAAUUUUUUUUCGCAUCUGCUCGUCUCUUUAUAUCCCCCUAUUGUUGUCUUCCUCUUUAAUUUUGACCUUCUUGUCCGUUAUCUCCCCAAUCUUCUCCGUGCUGGCGCUGUAGUCCCGCGCCGCUUCAAUGGAAUAUGGGUCCUGAUCAACAUGCUCAAUUGGAUCGCUUCAGUCUCUUUCUUCCUUUUCCCUAUCGCGUGGCCGUCAUUUUGGUUGCUGGCUUCUGGGGUUGGGGGGUCAAUCUCCAAUAUCUUCUCAAGAAGAACAUUGAUGUCCCCGCGCUCAUCCGAUAUCCUGCCCGUCAAUCUUCGUCCCAGCGACCCCACCACAUCUCGACAUACCAUCUAGCUACUCUCUUGACAAUCCCCCUGCUGCUCUCACUACUUAUAUUCUGGGCCGCUACCCAUGGCUCUACUGAGAGGGUCGAGUCUCUGGAUUUUAUUCCACAGUCAUACCUCAUUAUCUUCUUCAUAAUCCUCCUUCUCCCUUUCAACCGUCUCGCGCGCUCUGGUAGACAUCGCUUGUUCGUCACUCUGAAGCGGAUUAGCAUUGGUGGAUUAGCAGAAGCCCAAGAUGGGAAAUUUGGAGACAUCCUACUUGCCGAUGCGUUGACUAGCUAUGCUAAAGUACUAGCGGACUUGGUUGUUACUUUCUGCAUGUUCUUUACCUCGGGUGUUUCCAGCACAUCCAAGCCGGAUCGCAAAUGUGGACACGAUUGGGUGAUCCCCCUGGUCGUUGCUCUUCCGAGUAUUAUCCGAUUUCGGCAGUGUCUGAUUGAAUAUGUGCGUGUACGUCGAGCUGGUUUUAAACUGGAAAAUCAGGGCGGUCAGCACCUAGCCAACGCUCUGAAAUACGCUACAGCGCUUCCCGUCAUCUACCUUACCUCCAAGUUGAGGAACUAUAACCCCCUGGAGAGCUACGGAUACAGCGAGAUGAGUUUGUCACGACUAUUAUACAUGUUCACCUUUGUCAACUCCUCUUAUUCUUUCUACUGGGACGUCACCAAAGAUUGGGACCUGACCCUCCUAACUUCAUCGCGCCGUGACGCGCAUCAUCCUUACGGAUUACGCCGGCACCGCCAUUUUGCUGAUCGGCAGUACUAUCUUGCUAUUCUUGUAGAUCUGAUUAUUCGGUUUUCAUGGUUGUCCAGGUUUAUGCCUGGGUUUGUCUGGCUUUGCGAGACGGAGGUGGGCAUUUGGUUGCUCAUGUCCCUUGAAGUCGCACGCCGGUGGAUGUGGAUUUUCUUUCGUGUGGAGACCGAAUCUGUCAGGAACAGCCGUGGACCGGCCCCUGAUGACAUUCUUCUCGGUGAAUUCAACGGCAAAUUGGAUGCGGACUGAACCGCGGCCGUACUUCAAAGCUGUUGAACACCGCCCUUUUUAUAAAUGACAUGACUUGGUAUAUCCACGGAUGUAGGACUUAUUAUUGUGAUUAUGUAUGUAUUCCACUUUAGUUGUUGUUAUUCUCUGCUACGCCCUUCGAGCGUCUGGCCCAUCAUUCGGUCCGUUUCUUGGACCAUCCAUAUCGCGUCCUCGACCAAGCGAACGAUUUUCAAGUGAUCAUCUGUAUGAAAUUCGGCAAGCAUUGCGAGAUAUAGUUGUGCGCAGUACAUAGUGGCAGGUCUUUUUUUCUUUUUUUGUUUUUAUUUUCUGCAUGCAACUGCACUACAGACAUGUGGGUAAUAAACAUUUGCAAU